GGUCACUCCACCGCCGGCAAGUGUCGAUUUUCAGUCGCUGCCCGCGCCGCGCGCAUGUUAAUUUAACAACAAAACACAUUGCUGGCAAAAGAUUAAAUAAAAUCACUUCAAUUCAACGGGAAUCGGUCAUCUAUGCGUGAGGCAUUGCUGACAGCAGACACAGGACACGGACCAGGGCGAUUUUGGCAGCGGCAAAGCCGUAGAAGUCAAUCCGACAAACGAAUGUUGCGCAACCCGCUGCUCUCCCCGCAUGUAUUUGAGCCACCACCACUACUACCACCAGCAGAAAUCAGACCGCCUAACAACGCCGCCAGCGCCAGUGCCACCACCUCACGCCAUCCGCUUACAUCUGAUAAUAUAAUCGAAUUUAGAGUGACUUGUUAAAAGGCGCCAUGAAGAAGCGUUCCAACUCACGUGGCGCGCCGUCGGCCGAUGGCGAUCAUCCACCUGCGUACAAAUCGGGAGCAGCCAGUGCUCCUGCCACACCAACGAAGGAGCGCAAGGGCAGCGACAAUGGCAACAACAGUGCUGGCGCGCAGCGCAUCCGCAAGGAGGAAAUCGCCCAGACCUUUGUCAUCGUCAACGAACGUCCUGUGGAUGAUAUAUCGCUGGAUUUCUUCUACAAGCCACACACCAUCACCCUGCUGGCCGUCUCCGUCCUGGCCGUGAUGUACACCGCCUUUGUCAGAAACGAGACGAAUGUGGACGACAAUCUUUGGGCCGGCCUACUCUGCAUUGUGUUCUUCUUUCUGAUCAUCUCGGUGCUGGCAUUACCCAAUGGACCAUUUACGAGGCCGCAUCCGGCCUUCUGGCGGAUACUGUUCGGCUGUUCGGUGCUGUAUCUGCUAACGCUGCAGUUUCUGAUGUUCCAAAACUAUCCAACCAUACGGAGCAUAUUCUAUUGGAUCGAUCCCAAACUGAAGAACUUUCACAUUGACAUGGAGAAGGAAUACGGUGUCAACUGUACGGACAUCAGCUGGGACCGUGUCAAGGGACAUUUGGAUGUCUUCGCCUGGGGUCACUUCCUGGGCUGGGCCUUCAAGGCCAUCCUCAUCCGCCACAUGGGCAUUCUGUGGGCCAUUUCGGUGAUGUGGGAAAUCACCGAAAUCACCUUUGCCCAUCUGCUGCCCAACUUUAUUGAAUGCUGGUGGGAUGCCCUCAUCCUGGAUGUCAUUAUCUGCAAUGGCUUGGGCAUUUAUGUGGGCCUAUGGAUAUGCAAAAUGCUCGAAAUGCGCGAAUACAAGUGGGCCAGCAUUAAGGAUAUAUCCACCACAACGGGCAAGAUAAAGCGUGCCAUGCUGCAGUUUACUCCGGAGAGCUGGACGGCCAUUCGCUGGCUGGAUCCAAAGUCAACAGCAAUGAGAUUCGCGGCCGUCAUACAGCUGGUCAUCUUCUGGCAGGUCACAGAAUUGAAUACGUUCUUCUUGAAGCAUAUCUUCGAAAUGCCACCGGAUCACUUUAUUGUCAUUGGACGUCUCAUAUUCAUUGGUCUCUUUGUGGCGCCAUCGGUUAGGCAAUAUUAUGUAUAUGUCACUGAUACGCGCUGCAAGAGAGUCGGCACCCAGUGUUGGGUUUACGGCGCCAUCAUGGUCUCUGAGGCCAUUCUUUGCAUAAAGAAUGGCAAGGAGUUGUUUGAGCGCACGCAAGCCAUCAACAUUGUCCUGUGGCUGUCGAUUCAAGUGAUCAUCUCGGUGGCAUUUGUGGCAGUUGCUGUUUUAUGGCAGCAACGCCAGCUGAAAAAGGAAACCCCUUCGCCCACCAAGAGAAAAGACCAAAGUCCUGCCAUUCCGCUAUCGCCAUCGAAAGGUAACUUGACGCCGCAGAAGGAGAAGAAGGUGAAAUAAAUGAAAAACUAAAUAAAAGAACAAUGUGGAACAGACAAAAGCAAAUCAAAGAACCGAAACACACGUUGUACAUACACUCAAUGAAAACUGUACUGAUUAAAUUAAAUACAAAACAUAUGUAAAUAUA
Molecule: messenger RNA, 1971 nt
Organism: Drosophila obscura
Lineage: Eukaryota; Metazoa; Arthropoda; Insecta; Diptera; Drosophilidae
Gene: l(3)77CDf
Product: phosphatidylserine synthase
Exons: 6
Coding region: 393-1844 (483 amino acids)
Biological process (GO): phosphatidylserine biosynthetic process
Molecular function (GO): L-serine-phosphatidylethanolamine phosphatidyltransferase activity
Source: RefSeq, a predicted model, not a curated record